Messenger RNA from Beta vulgaris subsp. vulgaris (sugar beet), 1719 nucleotides. RefSeq names its product polycomb group protein FIE1. The transcript is spliced from 14 exons. Lineage: Eukaryota; Viridiplantae; Streptophyta; Magnoliopsida; Caryophyllales; Amaranthaceae. Gene Ontology annotation, cellular component: ESC/E(Z) complex. Gene Ontology annotation, molecular function: protein binding; nucleosome binding. Gene Ontology annotation, biological process: negative regulation of transcription by RNA polymerase II. Bases 150 to 1262 code for a protein of 370 amino acids. The record is from RefSeq and is a predicted model, not a curated record.
CUGCUCUUCAAAAGAUUUGGUUAGUCCAAGCUCCAAAGUUUUGUUUCCCCUUCUGUUUGUCUCUCUUCUUCUUCUCACAAGUCACAACUAAAUCUUAGUGAGAGACGUUGCAGAAAAACAGAAGCAAAAAAUAGAAAAAUAGUUUGGAGAUGGCAAAAGUUCCAGUAGGGUGCGAACCAGUGGUGGGUUCUUUGACCACACCAAAGAAGAAAGACUACAAAGUCACCAACAGACUUCAAGAAGGCAAACGCCCCAUAUACGCCGUCGUUUUCAACUUUAUUGAUUCCCGCUUUUACAAUGUCUUUGCCACAGUUGGCGGCCACAGGGUGACUGUUUAUAGAUGCCUUGAAGGUGGUACAAUUGCUGUUCUUCAGUCCUACACUGACGAGGAUAAGGAGGAGUCUUUUUAUACUGUCAGCUGGGCUUGUGAUAUUGAUCGUACUCCAUUGAUAGUGGCUGGAGGUACCAAUGGCAUAAUACGUGUUAUUGAUGCUGCUAAUGAGAAGAUACACAAGAGUUAUGUUGGUCAUGGGGACUCAAUUAAUGAAAUCAAGACUCAAUCCCUGAAACCAUCACUUAUAGUGUCCGCCAGCAAAGAUGAAUCAGUUCGUCUGUGGAAUGUUCAUACUGGAAUAUGCAUCUUGAUAUUUGCUGGAGCUGGGGGUCAUCGUAAUGAAGUCUUGAGUGUGGAUUUUCAUCCUUCUGAUAUAUAUCGCAUUGCAAGUUGUGGGAUGGACAACACUAUUAAGAUCUGGUCAAUGAAGGAAUUUUGGCCAUAUGUGGAGAAAUCAUUCACAUGGACGGAUCUGCCAUCAAAGUUCCCUACAAAAUAUGUGCAGUUCCCUAUCUUCAUUGCUUCAGUUCAUACAAACUAUGUUGACUGUACAAGGUGGCUUGGUGAUUUUGUCCUUUCGAAGAGUGUUGACAAUGAGAUUGUACUAUGGGAGCCAAUUAUGAAGGAACAAUCUCCUGGUGAGGGUUCAGUUGACAUUCUGCAGAAAUAUCCUGUUCCCGACUGUGAUAUUUGGUUCAUAAAAUUUUCAUGUGAUUUUCAUUACAAUGCAGCAGCAGCAGGCAAUAGGGAAGGGAGGAUCUACGUCUGGGAGCUACAAUCCUGCCCCCCUGUUCUGAUUGCGAAGCUUUCACACUUUCAAUCAAAAUCCCCUAUUAGACAAACUGCCAUGUCAUUUGAUGGAAGCACCAUUCUGGCUUGCUGUGAAGAUGGAACGAUCUGGCGGUGGGAUGCAAUACCCUGUCCUUAGAUUUUGUGAAAGCUGGUUGUCAGAAGGCCUUGAGAGGUGAGCCCAUUGGAUCUUGAAAAAAGUCUGUUUUUCAUCUUCUGUCAAAUGAAGAGAGCCAUUAGCACUAAUGGCUGGCGGGGCUGUGGUGGUAGCUGCACAAUUCUAGAGGCAAAAUCUCUGAGCAAAUAUCUGAAGAAUUAUCUUUUCUGCCUUGAUUCUACCAUAAAUUGGCUAAGCAGCGGUGUUCGGUGAAUAAGGGCAAGUAGCAUGACUGUAGAGUUUUGUUUAAUCAAAUGGGUGUUGUCAUGCCAGGAAGAUGGUAGAGUUAAAACUGAUGGCUGUAAGCUAAAUGAGCUGUGUGUAUAAGAGAAGGGAAGUGUUUAAUUUCUGUCAUGGAAUUGUUUUCAUAUAUUUUCGUCUACAAUUCUGUGAUAUGUUUUAAUUUUAUUAUAUACGAGUAGAUAGCAGCUUAUCACUU